AGUUUUUUUUUUGUGUUCUUGGGAGAGUUGCUCGUCUUUGAUCGAAAAUCAUCUGUCAUCUGUCUUUUCAUGUAGUUGCUUGCCGCAAGAACCACGUGUAUUCGAGGAGAAUUUUGUGAUUUUUUUAUAGUUGAAGCAAAUAAUCAAGAUGCCUCUCGCUGUAGAUUUGUUGCACCCAACCCAAGAAAAGCAGAAGAGGUCUCACAAACUGAAAAGGCUUGUGCAGCAUCCCAACAGCUAUUUUAUGGAUGUCAAAUGUCCAGGAUGUUACGCUAUUUCCACAAUUUUCUCUCAUGCCCAAUCUGCUGUAGCAUGUAAGGGUUGCUCAACCAUUCUGUGCACAUCGACUGGUGGUAAAGCUAGACUCACCGAAGGCUGCAGUUUCAGAAGGAAGCCCCACUAAUAUGUAUGGAGAAUAAAUAAGUUACAUUAAUUAA
This is a messenger RNA of Coccinella septempunctata (seven-spotted ladybird), 437 nucleotides long. RefSeq names its product 40S ribosomal protein S27 (gene RpS27). The record is from RefSeq and is a predicted model, not a curated record. Bases 149 to 403 code for a protein of 84 amino acids. Gene Ontology annotation, biological process: translation; ribosomal small subunit assembly. The transcript has 2 exons. Gene Ontology annotation, cellular component: ribosome; cytosolic small ribosomal subunit. NCBI's taxonomy places the organism in Eukaryota, Metazoa, Arthropoda, Insecta, Coleoptera, Coccinellidae. Gene Ontology annotation, molecular function: structural constituent of ribosome; RNA binding.